CCCCGAGCGCCGCCGCGGGAGCGAGAGCUGCGCGGCGGGAGGAGAUCUGGGAGUGUAGCACAGAACUGGUAUGAAAUAUAUGAUUUUGUCCAUCAGCUGACAGAAAGAUUUGUGAGCCCCAAGAUGAGACUGUCAUUCAUCGUGUUUUCCACCCAAGCACAUGUCAUUUUGCCAUUAACUGGAGACAGAGAGAAAAUCAAGAAAGGUCUUAAGGAUUUAGAGGAGGUCAAACCAGCAGGUGACACAUACAUUCAUGAAGGGUUAAAACAGGCUAAUGAGCAAAUUGCAGUGCAAGGAGCCUCAAGGUUUUCCAGUAUCAUCAUUGCAUUGACAGAUGGCAAACUCGAUGGUCAGAUUCCCUUGUAUGCAGAGAAAGAGGCAAAGAAAUCCAGAGAGCUGGGGGCUCGAGUUUAUUGUGUUGGUGUCCUUGAUUUUGUACAAGAACAGCUUGAAAAAAUUGCUGAUACAAAAGAACAAGUCUUCCCUGUCACUGGAGGAUUCCAAGCACUUAAAGGAAUCAUUAAUUCUGUUUUGAAGCAAUCAUGCACUGAGAUUUUAUAUUUGGAACCAUCCAGUGUCUGUGUGGGAGAGGAGUUUCAAGUUGUUCUUAGAGGAAGUGGCUUAACCCUUGCCAGGAGACUUGAUGGUAUUACUUGUACCUAUCACGUGAAUGGAACCACUAUUAAUGAAAAACCAAAAAAGGUGGAACCAGAGUUUCUGCUCUGCCCUGCACCAAUCCUAUAUAAAAGUGGCCAAACCCUAGAAGUUUUGGUGAGUUUGAACGAAGGGCAGUCUUUCAUGUCCAGCUCAUUAACAAUCACUGCUUCGGAGUGUUCCAGUGGAGUUGCUGCACUUAUCGCUGUUCUUGUGCUGUUACUUUUGGUGGCGCUUGGUCUUCUCUGGUGGUUCUGGCCCCUCUGUUGCAAAGUGGUCAUCAAAGAUCCGCCUCCGCCUCCAUCCGCUCCGAAAGAGGAAGAAGAAGAAGAUCCCUUACCAACCAAGAAAUGGCCCACAGUAGAUGCUUCCUACUAUGGAGGACGAGGCGUUGGAGGAAUUAAAAGAAUGGAGGUUCGCUGGGGUGAUAAAGGAUCUACAGAAGAAGGGGCUAGAUUAGAAAAAGCAAAAAACGCUGUGGUGAAGCUCCCAGAAGAAGCAGAAGAGCCUUUUCAUCCUAAACCACCUAAACCAAAGCCUACCUCACCAGUCAUUCAGGAGAAGUGGUACACACCAAUUAAGGGUCGACUUGACGCACUGUGGGCGCUGUUACGGCGACAGUACGACCGCGUCUCUUUGAUGCGACCACAGCAAGGAGAUGAGGGCCGAUGCAUUAACUUCACCAGAGUUCAAUCUCAGUAAAGAAGGAGAAGAGGAUCCCAGGAGAACCUGCAGCCACAUUGCCACUUCUCAAGCAGCCAAAGACGCCCGAGCACGUCCGCGAAUUGCUUGGAUCAUCGUCAAGCCUGAGCUUAGAAGGUUUCUCCGUUCCCCUCUUGCAGGAGGCCGCGGGGCUGUCCCCAGCUCUUGCCUCUUCCCACGUUACGUUAACGCCCUGUGAUUCGCAGCAGUGACAACAAGGGCAGCAUUGACUUGCAUGCCGACGCUUUUGUAGAACACGCAGCACGCGCGCGCGCGCGAGGAAGGAUGCAGACAACCAAAGAUGCUAAUUUUUUAAUUUUUUUAUGAAUUUUUAAGGACUACAGAUUCUCAGGACGCAAUGUGCUUUCAGCGGAGAUGCAGAGUUUCUCAGAUGCAAAGACGGCACGUGUUAUUUAAAUAGGCCUAUUUAAAUAGUCCCUAUAUAAAGGGACUAUUAGCCAUAGGCGAAGGAUAAAAAUUCCCACCAGGCUAAGCAAAUGCAAGAGUUCACUGCCUUACAGCGAUGUCAGAUCACAAAAUCCUUCUGAGUCUCCCAUCGCAUCGUGCCUUACGGGAACCUUCUGACUGGAAAUCUUGUCAUUCUAACACUGAAAAGUGCACACGCAUGACAAAAUGUAGACAGGGUGCCUCAAGGUAUUGGUAGCAAGCAAGACUUUGCCCUUUAGUUUUUGAAGACACCUUUCUUUCAUUAUGCACCCGGGACAGGAAGAAAAUUAAUAGAGCGUUAUUCCACAGGAAGACAGCCUGUAACCAGAGAUCUUGAGCGGAGUUUGAGGGACUGAUGCUUCAAGACCUUGACACUGUGGCUGGUGGUUUUUUCCCCUUUCCUGCAUUCAAAGUUCAGUAGCGCAUAAAACAUCAUCAUCUAUAAACAUACCUAGCAGUAGUAGGCUUAUGUAUUAUUUUUUUUAGAUUAAAAAAAGCAGUAGCCACUAAGCUGGUAUCUCAGGGUUUUUUUCCCCCCUAAAUCUCCAAGGGCUCUUCAGCGUCACAAGCCAGCAACUCUCUUUGCAUGAGAAUUUCAAAGUUUAAUUAAUAUAAUUAAAGGCAACAGCAAGCAGCAGCCUGUGAAGAUUUUGCUCAUCUUUUUUAUGCCUUUUGACAUUGAAUGACCUAUUACUGUAUGUGCAUUACUCGGUUUUCGAGGGGGCACUGAGCAUUGGUUGAGAUUCAGCAAUGGAAAAAGACCUCCUUCCAUCAAUUUAGAAAUUAGAUUUACGGGAGUGCCGGCCAUCACAAAACAUUGACAAUGUAUGUAUUAUAAUUUUUUAGAAAAACCAGUGUCGUGUCACGUCGACGAUGCCAAAUUAUGUUAGCGUGAGCGGAAACACUGUGGGGGAGGAAGGAGGGAGCAGCUGAAGAAAAAGGCUCAAAUGAUCCAGUCACUUUCGAUACUGUACUUCAGAUGCAAAAUGGAUAUUCGAGUCGAAACCUGACAAAGCGCGCCCGCUUUGAUGGGAACUGGUAUAGACAAUGACCAGUGGCUGGGUCAGUGGGAUGUCUCUCUGCGAGCAGGGAGGCUUAUCAAAUGACACUAAAAAUAAGUUCAACAACCAUCACAUUUGAGGGGAAAAGGCGAACAUUUCACAUUUGGUGGGCACAAAUGUGUGCAAGAUGGAAAGAGCAAUGUGGAGCGUCCUGGUCUAAUUAUCUCCUUUGUGCUCUUCAUUGAAAUCGCAAGGGACAUAAAUAAUUCUUUUGGUCGAUGUCCAAAUUCGUGGCACUGCCCAAAGAAGCCUUUACAUAUAUCUACUCGCUUACAUCUUUUGCUUGAGUUUAUUUAUGUCACUGGUAGCCUCGUCAACAACCCUGUGUGCACAUUAGACUACAAAUAAAA
Messenger RNA from Nothoprocta perdicaria, 3214 nucleotides. It is a transcript of the gene ANTXR2, whose product is annotated as ANTXR cell adhesion molecule 2. Gene Ontology annotation, cellular component: membrane. NCBI's taxonomy places the organism in Eukaryota, Metazoa, Chordata, Aves, Tinamiformes, Tinamidae. The record is from RefSeq and is a predicted model, not a curated record. The transcript has 17 exons. Gene Ontology annotation, molecular function: signaling receptor activity. Bases 124 to 1356 code for a protein of 410 amino acids.